CACCAACUCACAAGUUCCAAUUCCAACCACCCCUUUCCAGACCUCUUUCCACCCCAAAAGCCAUGGCAGACAAGAAAAACCAAGCAGCCGACCGAGCUGUAGCCAAUGGCCCAGCCGAGGACCAGCUGCCAGCAUACACACCCCACCCGACCGCGGAGUCGCCGUUCGACUUUCCAUGCACGUCCGCGUCAUCUCACCAGCCUCGCCUGCAACAACCCAUCGCCAUCCCGCAGACAGCACCCACCCCAACAGCCCCUUUCCUAGACGCCUACGCGCCACCUCUCCUUCAGUAUGGGAUCACCCCAGAGACGUGGCGCGCCUUCCUGCACACGCUCUCCGCCUUCCUCGCCGCAAAGGUGUCAGACCAAGCGCUAGCGCACGCCGCAGACAUAGGCCGACAGGUCGGCGACGUGCCGAAGCGCUUCGGCCAAGGCACGCUGGACCACGCGCGGGCCGUCAAGAACAACGUCCGGGAUGCCGCGCGCGACGGGAGGUUCGUGAGCGCCGCGCUCGGGGCUGUCGGCGGCGCCAUCACGCUGCCCGUCGGCACGGCAUUGCGCGCCGUCGGCGCCACCGUCAGUCUCCCCGGUGCGGCUGUCCGCGCCGUCGCUCAGAAGCCUCAGUCCCCGGGUGAGCGAGCUGCUGCCUAUGUUGCUGCUGCUAAUGUCAAGUGGCUGCGGGAACGCCGGCUGCGGGCGUGUCUGGCUGAUACGGCUUCUCUUGCUCGUCGGCUGGGUUGGGGUGAUGAUGCCGUGAGAUUACUGGAACGGGCGCAUGCGGUGGCGAACGGGGAGGGGAGUGCGGCUGCUCAGUUGGCGGCACUGGAGGACUGUCUUUGUCCCUUGGAAGUGUUUACGGGGAGUACCUUGCAUUUGGGGGUGGAUAUGCUCUGGUUGGUUGUUGAGCCGGAGAAGGAUGGGGGUGUGGGGUCGGCGAAGUCAUAGUAUGCGAUUGAGAUUAUUAUGUAUGCACGGCGCAUGGUGGAAUAGAGAGAGAAGGUGCAGAGAAAUGGUUU
This is a messenger RNA of Aspergillus homomorphus CBS 101889, 1015 nucleotides long. RefSeq lists its product as uncharacterized. The record is from RefSeq and is a predicted model, not a curated record. The transcript has a single exon. Lineage: Eukaryota; Fungi; Ascomycota; Eurotiomycetes; Eurotiales; Aspergillaceae. The coding region runs from base 63 to 944 and encodes 293 amino acids.